Messenger RNA from Thamnophis elegans (Western terrestrial garter snake), 1422 nucleotides. RefSeq names its product vomeronasal type-2 receptor 26-like. The record is from RefSeq and is a predicted model, not a curated record. The coding region runs from base 1 to 1422 and encodes 473 amino acids. The transcript has 5 exons. Gene Ontology annotation, cellular component: membrane. NCBI's taxonomy places the organism in Eukaryota, Metazoa, Chordata, Lepidosauria, Squamata, Natricidae. Gene Ontology annotation, molecular function: G protein-coupled receptor activity. Gene Ontology annotation, biological process: G protein-coupled receptor signaling pathway.
AUGACCUAUCGUAGCACUCUGGACCUGCUUUUCAAAUCCCAGGAAUUUGUCCCUAAUUACAAAUGUGAUAGCCAGAAGAAUCUCAUGGCCAUCGUUGGAGGGUUUGGUUCUGAUACAUCAUCUAAUAUAGCUGAAGUUGUAAGUUUCUUCAAGAUUCCACAGCUCCAUCCGUUUCUACGUGGCAUUUCUUUUAACAAUUCAGUGGGAGAAAAGGUUUCCCUGAAUGAAAAAGGGAAACUAAUGGGUGGAUUUGAUAUCAUAAACCUCAUCACAUUUCCCAAUCGGUCUUUUCAAAGAGUGAGAGUCGGAGUCAUGGAUCCAAGCUCUCCAUCAGGCAAAGAAUUAUUAAUUGAUGAAAAUCUGAUUGUCUGGCACCUAGCUUUUAAUCAGAGGAGGAGGCUUCCAAUUUCUCUGUGUAAUGACCAUUGCUCUCCCGGAUACUGGAAGAAGGAAACUGAAGGAAAACAAUUCUGUUGCUAUGACUGUGUUCCAUGUCCAGAAGGGAAGAUUUCAAAUCAAAAGGAUAUGGAAGAUUGCUUUGAAUGUUCAGAAGAUCAUUAUCCAAAUAAAGAAAAGAAAGAAUGUAUCCUGAAACUGCUGGUUUUUCUAACUUUUGAAGAAACCUUAGGAAUUGGUUUGGCCUCAGCUGCUCUUUGUUUCUUCCUCUUGACAUCUUGGAUACUUGGAACUUUCAUUAAGCACCAAGAUACUCCCAUUGUCAAAGCCAACAACCAGUCCCUCACCUACACCCUCCUUGUCUCUCUUCUGCUCUGUUUCCUCUCCUCUUUGCUCUUCCUCAGACAGCCUGGAAAAGUGACCUGCCUUCUCCGGCAACCAACUUUUGGCAUCACUUUCUCAGUGGCCAUUUCUAGUGUACUGGCCAAAACCAUCACUGUGGUUGUUGCUUUCAUGGCCACUAAACCAGGAUCUCAGAUGAGGAAAUGGAUGGGGAAAAGAUUGGCUUUUUCUAUUGUCCUUUCCUGCUCUUUUAUGCAAGUAUGUAUUUGUAUUGUUUGGUUGUCGAUAUCUCUCCCAUUCCCUGAGUUGGACAUGCACUCAGAGCCCCAAGAAAUGAUUUUACAAUGCAAUGAGGGGUCAGCUUUCUUCUUCUACUGUGUCUUGGGCUACAUGGGUAUCUUGGCCUUUGCCAGCUUUAUUGUGGCUUUCCUUGCCCGUAAAUUACCUGACACCUUUAACGAAGCCAGGUUCAUCACCUUCAGCAUGUUGGUCUUUUGCAGUGUGUGGAUCUCCUUUUUUCCAGCCUAUCUCAGCACAAAAGGACAAGCCAUGGUAGCUGUGGAGGUCUUCUCCAUCUUGGCCUCCAGCGCUGCAUUACUGGGAUGCAUAUUCCUGCCCAAAUGCUACAUCAUUGUUUUCCGGCCUGACCUCAACCACAGGGAGCAACUCACAAAGAGAAAUUAA